AUGGUAUGCAAAUCGUUCAUCCUCUUCUUCGCGUGUCUUUCGGGAGCGGCCUAUAUGUCUCGGGAUGGUUAUAAUUCAGAAGGAGGAGUUGGGGAAGGGAAUUAUCCGCCCAGGAAGCCUAGGCCUGUUAUAAUAAUCGCGCACGAUACCAGCGCGGCCCUACGAUGCGCUCGCAUGAUGACAGAGAAAUGGCUCUCAAUUUGA
Nezara viridula (southern green stink bug) is the source of this 204-nucleotide messenger RNA. Lineage: Eukaryota; Metazoa; Arthropoda; Insecta; Hemiptera; Pentatomidae. The record is from the annotation of a GenBank genome assembly.